CAGUCUGCCUAACAGCAUAAGUCCUAACCGCGAUAAAAUUCUAGCAGAAGAAAAGAAGCAGUACACACACACACACACACACACACACACACUCUCUCUCUCUCUUUUUUAUGACGACAGAUUCAACCAGGAAAGAGAAAUGUCGUUAAUGAGCUUUUUACCCGUUCCAACUCAGCUGUCUCAAGACCAGCUUGAGGCAGAAGAAGUCCAGAGGUCCCAUUCCACAGCACUGGUGUUAACCCGCAAAGAACCUCCUCCUUAUGGCUCCCGAAAGGGAUGGGUGCCCCGCACUGCUGAGGACUUCGGUGAUGGUGGUGCCUUCCCGGAGAUCCAUGUGGCUCAGUAUCCACUCGAAAUGGGCAGAAAGAAGAAAACCUCCAACGCCCUUGCCUUACAGGUGGACGCAGAGGGGAAGAUCAAGUAUGACGCGAUUGCACGUCAAGGACAGGGAAAGGAUAAGGUCAUAUUUAGCAAAUAUACAGAUUUACUUCCGAAGGAAGUGCUUCAUGACGAUGCUCCCGAACUGCAGAAACCUGAUGAGGAAGCAGUUAAAGAGCUCACAGAAAAGACCAGAGCUGCUCUAGAGAAGCAGGUAUCACAGAAGAUAGCUGCCGCCAUGCCUGUACGAGCAGCAGAUAAACAGGCUCCGGCUCAGUACAUACGGUACACACCUUCGCAGCAGGGCGUAGCGUUUAACUCUGGGGCCAAGCAAAGGGUCAUCCGUAUGGUGGAGAUGCAGAAAGACCCGAUGGAGCCACCACGGUUUAAGAUUAAUAAGAAGAUUCCUCGAGGCCCACCAUCUCCUCCUGCUCCAGUCAUGCACUCUCCCAGCAGAAAGAUGACUGUGAAAGAACAACAAGAAUGGAAGAUUCCUCCCUGCAUUUCUAACUGGAAGAACGCCAAGGGUUACACAAUCCCACUGGACAAGCGUCUGGCCGCUGAUGGACGAGGUCUCCAGACAGUUCACAUCAACGAGAAUUUCGCCAAGUUAGCCGAAGCUCUCUACAUUGCAGACAGGAAGGCACGAGAAGCGGUGGAGAUGCGUGCUCAGGUGGAGAAGAAGAUGGCACAGAAAGAAAAGGAGAAAAAGGAGGAGAAGCUCAGGGAACUGGCAAAGAUGGCCAGAGACAGGAGAGCAGGGAUCAAAAGCCACGGAGACAAAGGUGGUGAUGACGGUGAGGUUAGGGAGCGUGACGAGAUCCGCCAUGAUAGGAGGAAGGAGAGGCAGCAUGAUAGGAACAUCUCCAGAGCUGCUCCUGAUAAGAGGUCUAAACUGCAGCGGGACCAGGACCGAGACAUCAGUGAGCUGAUCGCCCUGGGUCAGCCCAAUCCACGUAUCUCUAGCGAGGCUCAGUAUGAUCAGCGCCUCUUUAACCAGAGCAGGGGCAUGGACAGCGGCUUUGCAGGAGGAGAGGAUGAGGUAUAUAAUGUAUAUGACCAACCCUACGGGAGAGGCAGAGACAUGGCGCAGAACAUCUACAGGCCCAGCAAGAACACCAGCAAGGAUAUGUACGGAGAUGACCUGGACACGCUCAUUCAGAACAACAGGUUUGUUCCUGAUCGGGAGUUUUCUGGUACGGAUCACGGCCCACGUAGGGAUGGACCUGUCCAGUUUGAAGAAGAUCCUUUCGGUCUGGACAAGUUCUUGGAAGAGGCCAAGCAACACGGCGGCUCCAAGAGGCCAUCAACCGCCGGGCGCUCAAAGGACUAUGAUCAUGAGAAGAAGCGCAGGAAGGAGUGAGCAGCAGCGCCGCCUGGGCGCGUUAGUUUAGAACUCACACCAGCUUUCAAGGUCAAGCCAUAAGGAAUAGCAAGAUAUACCAGGUGUCUUAUGUAUUAAAAACAUUUCUGUUUCUAACAGCAAAAUGUCAAUACAAUCAGCCACCAACUAUAUUAGUGACCCGAAGCUGGCCCCUGGCACAGUUACACAUUCUCUUGAUAAAUUUUGUAUAAUAAAAGUUGUGAAACGAUUUACAAAGCAAACACGCUCGCUGUGAAUAACUUGCUUGUGUUCUGUAUUUUUAACCCUUUACUUUUCCCCCCUUCUUGUUUUCCGUUCUGUUCCCUCUGCUGCUGAAAUUCUAGUACUGCAAACUAGCCCUCUGAAAUACAUGAUGGUCCUUUUUAUAAUUAUUUUAAGCAGCAAAGUGAGUUAGAUGAUCUGUUUGGGCUUCUGUUGUGGAAUAAAUCGGUCAUAUUCAAUUUCCAGAUGGACAAGA
This is a messenger RNA of Hemibagrus wyckioides, 2219 nucleotides long. RefSeq names its product SNW domain containing 1 (gene snw1). The transcript has 14 exons. NCBI's taxonomy places the organism in Eukaryota, Metazoa, Chordata, Actinopteri, Siluriformes, Bagridae. Bases 140 to 1741 code for a protein of 533 amino acids. Gene Ontology annotation, cellular component: spliceosomal complex. The record is from RefSeq and is a predicted model, not a curated record. Gene Ontology annotation, biological process: mRNA splicing, via spliceosome.